CGCCAAGGAAGAAACCGGUGGCUUUCAUUUUGUGCUUCUGGAAGAAGAAGCGGAAAGUCCUUUCGAGGCCAAUGACGAAGGAAGCUAGUGACCACACCUCGGUGAAGACCACGAAAAAUGGAAGAUGCUCAGGAAGAGCUGGACUCUGUGGAGGCCGAGCUGGAGAUGGUGGAGGUGCAGGUCGCAGAACUCCUGCAAAAGCAGACUGAGCUCACGUCUCGUAAGAAUGCACUGCUGCGACAACUGGAAGGGGCAACGUCGUCAUCGUCAUCUGCCAAAUCUGCAAAGUCACCUGGAGCCAGUCCUUCCAUGAGCAAACAGGAAAUGCAGCGCUAUGACGGCACAGGUUUCCAGUGGUCUAAGUCGGUGGAGCAGAACCUGAAGGAUACGUUCCGUUUGUCCACCUUCAGACCGCUGCAGCUCCGAGCCAUCAACCUGACCAUGUCGGGACGAGAUCUGUUUCUCGUCAUGCCGACAGGAAGAGGGAAGAGUCUGUGCUACCAGCUUCCUGCCGUCUGCUCCAAGGGUUCAUCUCUGGUGGUGACGCCCUUAGUUUCACUGAUGGAGGAUCAGAUCAUGUACCUGAAGUCGAUCGAUGUGGCAGCGGUCAUGCUGAAUGCCUCCAGCAGCAGGGAGCACGCCAAGACCGUCAUGGCUGGAAUGACGGAGUCCAAGUGUCCGUUCAAGCUGCUCUACGUGACUCCGGAGAAGAUCGCCAAGAGCAAGCUGCUGAUGUCCCGUCUGGAGAAGGCCUACAAGGCCGACCAGCUGAGUCGCAUCACUGUGGACGAGGUCCACUGCUGCAGCCAAUGGGGACACGACUUCAGACCAGAUUAUAAGCUGCUGGGGAUCCUGAAGAGGCAGUUCCCAAAAGUUCCACUGAUCGGUCUCACGGCCACGGCAACCAGCAGCGUCCUGAAAGACUGUGAGAAGAUCCUGUGUGUGUCCCAGACCGUCACGCUCACCGCGUCCUUCAAUCGAACCAACCUGUACUACGAGGUUCGUAUUAAAGACUGUGACAACGAUGCGUCAAUAAAUGACAUCGCCUCUUUGAUAAAGACCAGAUACAAGGACCAGUCAGGGAUUGUGUACGUGUUUUCCCAGAAGGACGCAGAGGCCGUUGCAUCUGAGCUUCAGAAGAGAGACAUCUCUGCGUCCGCGUAUCACGCCAACAUGGAUCCUGAAGACAAAUCCCAGGUUCACCGCAAGUGGACCACCAACAAAAUCAGGGUAAUUGUUGCCACUGUGGCCUUCGGUAUGGGCAUCGACAAACCUGACGUCAGGUUCGUCGUCCAUCACACCAUCAGCAAAUCUAUUGAGAACUACUACCAAGAGAGUGGACGCGCAGGUCGGGACGGUCGCCCGGCGGACUGCAUCGUCUACUACGGUUUCUCAGACAUCUUCAGGAUCAGCACCAUGGUGGUGAUGGAGAACGUGGGCCAAAAGAAGCUGCUGACCAUGGUCGACUACUGUCAGAGCGUGGACAGGUGUCGCCGCUCCCUCAUGGCUGUUCAUUUCGAUGAGGUGUGGGACAACAAAGGCUGCGGCCAGAUGUGUGACACUUGUCGUCAUGCAAAUGAUUACGUCACUGUGGAUAUUACCCAGCAUGCCAGGCAGGUGGUGCAGAUCCUGGAACUGGCGGUGACCAACGAUGAGAAGCUGACUCCUCUGAAGCUGGUGGAGGCGUGGAUGGGCAAAGGCCCGGCCAAACGCAGGAAGAUGAUCCAGAUGACCUUGCUGUCCCGGCCGCAGGUGGAGGCCGUGAUCGUGCAGCUGCUGCUGAAGAGUUACCUCGGAGAGGACUUCAGCUUCACUCCGUACGCCACAUACUUCUACCUGAAGCUGGGACCAAAAGCUGCUCUGCUGAAGAACAACAGCCACUCAGUCAGUGUGAAGAUGAAGAGCACGGAGGGGAGGUCUGCCUCGGACACAUCAGCUGCUGAGGCUAACGACCCGGAGGUCGACCAAACCCCCGACCAUGUUGCCCUGGACAACGGCUGCCCCCCACAACUCAAACAGAAACAGUUAAAAGAACAGAAGAACAUGUCCAGGACGCACGGUAAAAACAAGGAACAAGAGCUCAAGCACGGGCCGGGAGGGUCGAGAGAAUCUGUCACCGCCGCUCAUGUGGUGGAAGUCGAUGUAGAAAUUAACACGGUGAACGACGACGGUGCGUCACGGCCGGUCCGACCCUGCUCUAAAAGAAAAUCCAACACGCCUCAGAAAGCCAGGAGGAACCCCUGCACCAACGUGGCUUUGGUGGACGCCCACAGAGGGGCGGGGUCUCUGUCCAGGGCCUCUCUCAUCUCGGACACUGCGGCCGAGGAGCUCUGUGAGCUGAGGAGCUACUACAGCAAACAGCUGAGGAGAAUCAACUACAUUUCCCAUGAGUGCCUGGCUCAGCCCGCGGCCUCUGGAGUGCUGGCCUGCAUCAGGGAGCCCCUCAGGAGCCUCAGGUUGCCCCGCAGGGUGACCAUCGCUCAGACGGCCCGAAGCCUGUGGACCCGUGUCAGCGGCAGACGGAAACUGCUGCACCGAUGACCGUCGUCGACUCACCGUUUCUGCUUUGACGUUCUGGGAGAUUUCUCUACCGACCUUUCUCGCCUCAGAACUGAGUCUUUGUUUUUUGUUUUUCACUUUUGAGUUUUUUGUUGUUCGCACUUUAAGCUAGUAUUUUUUCCUCACAAAAACCUCACUUUUGUUGUUAUAAAAAUAUAUAUAUAAAAAAUUUCACACAAUGAUUUCACUUUUAAAUUC
This is a messenger RNA of Cynoglossus semilaevis (tongue sole), 2757 nucleotides long. It is a transcript of the gene recql, whose product is annotated as RecQ helicase-like. The transcript is spliced from 15 exons. The record is from RefSeq and is a predicted model, not a curated record. Gene Ontology annotation, biological process: DNA replication; double-strand break repair via homologous recombination. The coding region runs from base 118 to 2541 and encodes 807 amino acids. NCBI's taxonomy places the organism in Eukaryota, Metazoa, Chordata, Actinopteri, Pleuronectiformes, Cynoglossidae. Gene Ontology annotation, molecular function: nucleic acid binding; ATP binding; four-way junction helicase activity. Gene Ontology annotation, cellular component: chromosome; cytoplasm.